AGCUGACCAUUACAGCUGAUCACGAUUACAGCAAAAGCAAGAGAAGAUUGUUGAUUUAUUUUUCUUAUCUCAAGAAUAGUAAUUUACGAGUGAUUGUCUUUAAUGUUUAUUAGUUUAAAUUUGCUUAAUGCAUCUAUAAAGAGAAUUUCAACUAAUGCUAGUCAUUUUAAGAUACCAUUUGAUUUGCAUUAGAACCACGUGUAGGUAUUUUCGAUGUGAAUAGAUCUUUGGUGUUUUCGCAAUUUUACCCCUUGCUUGCCUUUGUGUAUGAAGUUCAGCAAGUAAACAAACGCAGUAAGCAACAAAGGAUUAUGGAUUCGGUUUGUUUUGAGUUACUGUGACAAGUUAAAGUUAGCCAUUUAUUUCGUUUGUAUAAUAUAAACUGUUCAUGAAGCUUUGGUUAGGCUAAAAGGAUUAUUCUAGGCCUACUAACAGGUGUGCUGAGUGAGGGGAGAGAUGGUCAGUAUGAGCUCCACUCUGGUGGAGACUGUCUCCAUCAACUAUGAGGACUUCAACGAGAGCUUUCUCACCUGCGGCACGUGUUUAUGCAUGUAUGACGGAGGUGAGCACACACCCAAGCUGCUGCCUUGCUCACACACUGUCUGUCUACAUUGUCUCAGCCGCAUUGCUGCCUCACAGACCCGUGACACAGGCACAUUCAGGUGUCCAAUAUGUAGAGAGUGCAUCACCAUACCUCGUGGCGGAGUAUCAGCCCUUCCCCCCUCCUUCCUGGUCAAUCAGCUGCUGGACCUGAUGGCACGACAGAGACGCGAGGUGGUGCCCAAGUGUUCGGUUCAUCUCAAUCAGGAGCUGUUGUUCUGUGAGACGUGCGACACGGUGUUCUGUUCACUGUGCACAGACGGCAGCCACUCUACAGCCUCCACGUCGUGUGAACACACAGUCAUCCCCUUCAGUAUAGCCAUCAAGCGCAUGUCCGAGAUACUGCUGUACAAGGCUAACGAGUGCAUCUCUAAGUUAUCGUUAGCAGAGGACGCAGUUAAUGGAGAGAUCACAAGACUGGAGCAGACGACGCGACAGUGUCUAGCCGGUCUGGACACAACGUUCCAGGAAAUCACAGCGGCAGUGGACCAACGUCGUGCUGAGCUCUGUGACGCAAUCACACUGGCGUGCGAUGCCAAGAAAAAGGUUCUUGAUGAACAGUUGGCGCUCAUUCAGUCAGAGAAGGACAAGGUGAGGGAGGAGUGUGACGGGCUGCAGCAGCAGGUGGAAGUGCGUUACAUCACUCGUCGCAUCAGCAGUCUCGGUGAGAAGCUGGACAGUGCGAGUGCAUUGGCUGAGCCUCGUGAGAACGCGUUCCUCGCAUGCGACCUUGCGAGUGACUCACUCAAGCGACUACAGGGAGCUCUGGCGACGCUUGGUCGAGUACGCACCUCCACCACCUUCCCCAGCCUGUGUACGCUGGUCGCUAAAGUCAAUAGUGACCGAACGGGAACAUUUAUUGCAGAGCCUUAUGUGGUCAACCUGGAGGCAGUGGCUGUGUUGAACACAGUCGAUUACCACGGUAACGCUCGCACCAACGGAGGGGACCCCAUCACUGCGGAGGUGAGAGCGGAGGGCCCCGCCGCAGACACCCCCGCUGCUACUGUGGAAGACAGGGAGGACGGGACAUACUUCAUACGCUUCAGGCCUUCGACACACGGCAGGUACUCUAUAUCAGUAAGUGUGCUGGACAGACCAGUGAAGGGGUCGCCACUACAGGUGACAGUGAGUGAGCACAACAACCCGGUCAGGUCCUACGGCAGUAGAGGCUCGGACAAGGAUCAGUUCCUGCAACCAGUGGCUGUGGCGGUCGACAACCAGUCUGGCGUGGUGUAUGUGGUGGACACUGGCAACUCUCGUGUGAAAGUAUUGACGCCAGAGUUGCAGCUGAUCCGUCACAUAGAGAGCUCAGGACUGGCCGGAAGAUCGUGCACCGGUGUGGCAGUACACGGGGACUGCGGCUGGCUAGCUACUGUCAACUGGCGCAGUCGCACAGUCACACGCCUCGACACGCACGGCGUCACGCUAGCCACGUUUACACACGCUGCGUUUGUUGAGCCUAUCGAUCUCGCGAUAGACACUAACUACGGACACAUUCUAGUCGCCGACAACGGACCCAGUUGUGUCUUUGUGUUUGACACUGAGGGGAAACUGUUGUUUCAGGUUGGCAAGAAGGGCAGCCAGAAAGGUUGUUUUAACCUCAUCUCGUGCGUGACUGUCGGUCCUGGCGGAGAAAUUGUUGUAGCCGACUCCAGAAUACAAAUCUUCUCUGCUAAAGGCGAUUUCCUGCAGGAAAUAUACCCCGAAGGAAAAGGCAAGGGAAGAUAUGGUGGCGUCGCAGUAGACCCUGAAGGUAUGAUAGUCGCAUCACGUUCAGAGAAAGGGCGCAACUUCAUCCAAGUCUUCCGCCUGAGUGAUGGGAAACUGUUAUCAACAAUUGAUUCACAUGAUUUUAAACUUAAGCGUCCGAGCGGUAUAGCUACUACGAAUGAUCGACACCUCAUCGUAGUAGAUCUCGGAAACGAUUGUAUCAAGAAAUAUCGAUACUGGUGAAUCAAUUAGCUUGUUAUGUGAACGGUGCUGUAUUUGUAAAUAUCUAGUGUUUUUCAUUUUUUUAACGUUUGAAUAGGCUUAAUUGAUUUUUACUCGUUUUAGUCUUGUAACUAAUGUAGCAACGAUUAUAUUCCCUUUCAUCGUGCCAAUAUGGUUUAUUAUCGCUUUUUGCGUUCUCUCGUCAUUUUUAUUCGUGUUUAGCGUACUGUACUGAUUUAUAAAGUAAUUUACUUAAGCCAUUUUAGUUUUAGUCCAACGUUGGCUUUAAUCCCCAAAAGCUUCAUUCUUGUGCAUUAUUUCUGUAGAAUCUUUUUCUUGUUUUCUUUUCUUCGUCAAAUAAAAGUGCAUUUUAUCUUACUUAACAUGGGUUUUCUACUACAGUAGACUCUCGCUCAUCUGGACUAAUG
This is a messenger RNA of Macrosteles quadrilineatus (aster leafhopper), 2960 nucleotides long. Its product is annotated as tripartite motif-containing protein 3-like. Bases 457 to 2553 code for a protein of 698 amino acids. The transcript is spliced from 11 exons. The record is from RefSeq and is a predicted model, not a curated record. Lineage: Eukaryota; Metazoa; Arthropoda; Insecta; Hemiptera; Cicadellidae. Gene Ontology annotation, molecular function: zinc ion binding; protein binding; ubiquitin protein ligase activity. Gene Ontology annotation, biological process: proteasome-mediated ubiquitin-dependent protein catabolic process; protein polyubiquitination.